Chrysemys picta bellii (western painted turtle) is the source of this 6918-nucleotide messenger RNA. RefSeq names its product poly(ADP-ribose) polymerase family member 4 (gene PARP4). NCBI's taxonomy places the organism in Eukaryota, Metazoa, Chordata, Testudines, Emydidae. Gene Ontology annotation, cellular component: cytoplasm. The record is from RefSeq and is a predicted model, not a curated record. Gene Ontology annotation, molecular function: NAD+ poly-ADP-ribosyltransferase activity.
ACGGGCGUUUCCCUUUAGUGCCUUUGGAACAGGAGAACAUUCCACCCCCUCCAGUCAUUACACGCAGCCUCUGUCACGUAUCUUUGCAGAUACCGGAAGAUCCCUCUGGGCAGGGAGCUCGCUCCCAGCAAGAUGACUGUGGCAAUCUUUGCAAACUGUGUGUUCUUUCUUAAAGUGAAACACUUACCCAUUCAGGAGAAGAAUAGACUGAGAACAUGCAUUAAAGAAAAUGGUGGAAUAAUUUAUUUUGUGCUAAAUCAUGAGUGUACACAUGUCAUUGUGGAUAAUGUUGCUGUACUCAGCUCUUAUCAUCUGAAAACUAUUGAGAAGUAUCGACUCCCCAUUGUAAGUGCCGAUUUUGUGUGGAAAUCAGCUGAAGAAGGAAAACUUUUACCGAUUGAUGACUAUGAGUCUAGUAAAUCAUUGGAAGAUAGUUCUGACCAAAAACCAAGCCAUUACGGUGAGAAAAACCACUCAUCUUCUGAGCAUGACAUUAAGGAGAAACAGGAUGCCACUGAGAAGAAUGAAAACUGUGGCCCUGAUCACACUCCCUUGGAAGUCAGUGAGAGCUCCGUUGGGCCCAAUAUGGAGAGCAUCAGAUUUUAUACAGAAAAUGAUCAAGAUAUUCCUUAUUUUCCACAAGAUUUUGAAGUUGCAAAAUAUGAUGCCCUUGAAAAAAUUAGUACUGAGAAAGGCAAACAAGUUGUAGUUAUUGAAUUGCAGUGUUCCCAAGAAUCGUGUGAGUUUCCCUUUCGAAUAUCUGCACACUUCAGCAUGUCAGAUGGAUUCAAGAGUAAAAAACAGUUCAUUGCAACUAAGACUUCUGAAGAAGUAAGAGAAAAUUAUGAGAUUUAUGUUGAAGAUUUGAAGAACCAGGAUUUUCUAUUAAGAGAAACCUUUCCACCUGGUGCAGACUAUUUAGCCUCUAUGAAAUUACAAGAGCUACUUCUAGAGGAAGCCAUAAAUUCAAGCACUUUAUCCCAAGAAAUUAGUGCUUUUGUGGAACUGAUCUGGGCAGAAGCACUUGGUCAUUUGGACCAUUUACUACUUGAACCAGUAAACAACAUCAGCCUAAAUGAUGUCAGCAAAGGGGAAGGUAUUCUACUUCAAAUAAAGAAUGCAAUGAAUGAGGGAACAGAAGCAAAGGCACUGAAAGCGAUGAUGAUGGAGUUCUAUCGAAUUAUACGUCACAAAAAUGGAAUAGACUAUAAUAUUACCAAAAAACUGUUAUCUAGCAAACAGGACCUCUGUCAGCUAAUCAGAGACAUGCUUAAUGUUUGCGAAACAAGUACGUCAAGCCCUAACCCACCAUCUCUUGCUAAAUACCGGGCUUUAAGGUGCAAGAUACAAGCUAUCAAUCCAAACAGUGAAGAAUUUCUCAAUGUUAAACAGCAGGUGUUGAAAAAUAAUCACAGUGACUGUCCAGUGAAAGUUUUACAAAUAUACAGAGUUGGCAGAAUAAGUGAAACAGCAGAGUUUCUGAGCAAUCUUGGGAAUGUUCAAUCCUUAUUCCACGCAUCAUCUGUGCGCAACUUCGUUGGAAUUCUCUCCCGAGGUCUCCUUUUACCAAAGAUAGUGGUUGAAGAUCAUGGCAUGGAAAGAACUGAUAUUGGGAAGCUGGGGAGUGGCAUUUAUUUCAGUGAUUCUAUCAGUACAAGCACUAAGUAUUCUCCACCAAGUGAAAUGGAUGGAACUCGACUGUUGGCUGUGUGUAAUGUGGCACUUGGAACCUGCUUGGAUUUGUAUAAAAAAGAUUUGUCAUUGACUAAUGCGCCAGCAGGAUAUGACAGCGUGCAUGGAGUCCGUAAAAGAGGAAACAUCUAUUCAGAUUUUGAGGAUGAUGAAUUUGUUGUAUACAAAACCUGUCAGGUUAAAAUGAGAUACAUUGUUAAGUUUUGCCUUGCUGGAGACCAAGUAAAGCAGUUUCAGCCUGGAAUCGAGACAGAAUUAGAGCAAGAUCGGCCAGCGACCUCACAUUGUCAUUUACAACCCGAAGACUAUGCAUUACCAAGUGUAAAUCUUUUAAACCAUGUAAAAACUGGUCUUCAGGACACAUCUGGAAACCCAGUCCCUCUUGAAGAUAUUCAUAUCAAGGGGAGGAUAAUAGACUUCAUAGCACAGAUAGUAGUGUUUCAGACAUACACCAAUCAGAAUGAUAAUUCCAUUGAGGCAAAAUAUGUCUUUCCUUUGGAUGGCACAGCGGCUGUAUGUGGAUUUGAGGCUUUCAUCAAUGGGAAACAUAUUGUUGGAAAGGUUAAAGAAAAGGCACAAGCACAUAAGGAAUAUAGAGAAGCAAUCAGUCGAGGUGAUGGAGCUUACUUGAUGGACCAGGAUGCCCCAGAUGUUUUUACUGUAAGUGUUGGAAACUUACCACCUAAAACUACAGUUCUUAUCAAAGUCACCUACAUCACUGAGCUUAGUUUUCAGAAUGGCUGUAUUACUUUUCAAAUGCCUGCUGCUGUGGCUCCUUGGCAACAAGACAAAGCCUUAAAUGAAAACACACAGGAUACAGUAAAGAAGGUUUGUGUUAAACAAAUAGGAACAAAAAAGGGUGGAUUCUGUGUGGCCAUGUCUAUUGAAAUGCCAUACAGCAUUGAACGCAUUCAUAGUUGGACGCACACACUUAAAAUAAAGAAAACAGACUGCAAAGCCGUAAUCAGGACUGUGGACAAUAGUUCCUUGGACAUCUGUGGCUUUGCUCUAGAAAUCUGGAUUUCUCAAGUAUAUCUACCCAGAAUGUGGGUAGAGAAGCAUCCAAACAAAGAGAGUGAGGCAUGCAUGCUUGUAUUUCAACCAAAGUUUGAAACAAGGUUUAAAGGAAUCCAACUGUCCGGAGAAAUUAUUAUUUGUCUAGAUUGCUCCAAUUCCAUGGAGGGUUCAACACUGCAACAAGCAAAGCAGAUUGCUCUCCAUGUUCUACAAAUGUCUUGUUUUGGACAGAGAGUGAAUGUUAUCAGAUUUGGCACGAAUUUUACAGAAUUUUCUUCAUAUUCAAAGAAUAUCAAAAGUGAUCUUGCAGAAGUGAAGGAGUUUAUUAUAUCUGCUACACCAACAAUGGGAAAUACUGACUUAUGGAAAACCUUACGUUAUUUAAGUUUGUUGUAUCCUUCUCAAAGAGAGCGUAACAUUCUUCUUUUAUCCGAUGGGCACAUUCAGAAUGAGAGCAUGACCUUCCAAAUUGUGAAAGAGAAUGUCAGACACACCAGGUUAUUUACAUGUGGUGUUGGUUCCACAGCAAAUCAUCACAUGCUGAGAUCUUUGUCUCAAUAUGGUGCUGGAGCAUAUGAAUAUUUUGACCCAAAAUCGAAGUAUAACUGGCUAAAAAAGAUAGAAAGCCAGACAUCCAGAAUAUUUUCUCCAGGAUGCAGUUCUGUCUCUAUUAAAUGGCAACAGUUUGACUCAAAUGCACCAGAGCCAUUGCAGGCUCCUGCUCAAAUACAGUCUUUAUUUAACAAUGAAAGACUUCUUGUCUAUGGAUUUAUCCCACGUUGUACUCAGGCCACCUUAAAUGCACUAAUAAAUGACCAAGAAUUGCAAGCAAUGGUAUCAACCACUGAAUUACAGAAGACAACAGGAACACUUCUCCACAAACUCACAGCAAGAGCCCUCAUUAGGGAUUAUGAAGAUGGGAUACUUCAUGAAAAUGAAACAGAACAUGAGAUGAAGAAACACACUUUGAAAGUCCUGAUUAUUAACCUCAGCGUGGAGCACUCCAUCAUAACCCAGUUUACAAGCUUUGUGGCAGUAGAAAAAAGGGAUGUUAAUGAAGUUCAGCAUGCUGGCCUUCCAAACAUUCUUGAACUUAUAGCUGAGGAAGAUAUAGACUUUUUACCCUACAUGGACUGGGAGCAUGAUACAUCUGGACAUGGAUACGUGUUUUCUAAUAGAGGAGUGGGAUUUGGCAGACGUAAAUUGACCUCUUACUGUGCUGAUGAACCAGGCGGUGCCCUGACCCCAGAGGAGACCGAGUCCAGGGAGGAGCUGCUGAUGGCUAGCUACUUCGGGGAGACGGAUGACACCUACAGAGCCAAGGUUGUAUUUCCCCAGACCACCACUGCUGCUUUCCUGUCUGGCCAGCUGGUGGGGACAGGGGAUAUCCCUGACAGUGCACAGAGAUUAGAAGGCAUGGUCCUACCAACAGCAGCCUCUAGCAGGCCGAAGAGAGACACUGCAGUGCUGGCUCUGCCUGGCUGGCAAGGAGCUGACACCAGGAUCCGCUAUUCGGAAAAUGAGCAGGAUGCUAAUGAAGUUCAGCAUGCUGGUCUUCCAAACAUUCCUAUGGCUCCAGAACGUUUAGACAUUUUACCCUACAUGGACUGGGAGCAUGAUACAUCUGGAUAUGGAUACCUGUUUUCUAAUAGAGGAGUGGGUGAAUCGGUUCCUUUUCAUGAAGUAACUAGUGGUUUUUCUGGCCACCUCCAAAUUGGAGGAGAUAAUAAGCCGAAAAGUCUCCAAUUUCAAAGUGACAAAGAACUUCCCUUGGUUGAACAGUGCAUCUUACCAGAUUCCAUUGGAUUCAGUUUUAUAAAGACUGCUGAAGUUGAAUAUGAUGCUGGUGCCACUGAAGUUGGACUAUUUGCAUCUAUCUCUGAGCCACAACCAAAAUUCGUCAUGCAUAUUCAAUCACCUUUACAAUACAAAUCUUCCAAGCCUCUAGCUCGUCCGCCUUUUCCUCAACGUUCACAGGCUACUGGCAUUAAUUUUUCUUUUCAAGCUCCUUGCCCUCCUCCUUGCCCUCCUCCUUGUGGCCAAGCUCCUCGGCCUCCUCCUUGCCCUCUUCCUGGUGGCCAAGCUCCUCCUCCUCCUCCUUGCCCUCCUCCUUGUGGCCAAGCUCCUCCUCCUCCUCCUUGCCCUCCUCCUGGUGGCCUAGCUCCUUGCCCUCCUCCUCCCCCUCUUCCUGGUGCCCCAGCUCCUUGCCCUCCUCCUCCUCCUCCCGGUGGCCCAGCUCCUUGCCCUCCUCCUUGUGGCCAAGCUCCUCCUCCUCCUCCUUGCCCUCCUCCUGGUGGCCUAGCUCCUUGCCCUCCUCCUUGCCCUCCUCCUGGUGGCCAACCUCCUUGCCCUCCUCCUUGCCCUCUUUUUGGUGGCCAAGCUCCUUGCUCUCUUUUUGGCCUUCCUCCUUGCUCUCCUGAAUUCACUCAGGGGCUUUCUUCAUAUAUAAAGAGCUCAUUUACUCCUGUGGGCAGAACCCUGAAGAAGGCAAAUUUUGAAGCACAAGUUACUCCUGAAGUUCUUGCUUCACCAGCUAGGUUAAGACUAGGAUCACCAAUGCUACAAACUGCACCAAAGCGUAGAGAAAAACUUCAUCAUCGGCUCAGCAAGGAUCUUGUCUUAACAGCAAUGAGGGAAAAAAAGCUUGGUAAAACAUUACCACAGAUGAGGAUUCAACAAAGUCCACCAAGUGCUGUAACCUGGACUCAGAUUUUUGAGCUCCAAAAUCAGGAUGGCUUUUGGAAUCUCAGCCCAGAACUUGGGGUUAUUUUGGAUCUUGAUGUGGAUUAUUUAACCAAUAUUUUCCUUGCAAAAAAAGGCAUUUGGUCCCUAGGUCCUAAAGGAAGAGAAGUAUUGCAGUUGAUUGCUACACUUUUGGUACUGCAGUUCAUACGUUAUAAUCAGCAACUGGAAGGGAUAACCUUCAAAUCUCUAAUGAAACUGGAUGAUUCGCCUACUUCAAGUGCUAUUCACUGGGCUUUUGCUUCAGUAAAGAAAGCAGUGGAAUGGGUAAGAAGAACUGACAGACAAUUUCCAGCCAUCUGCUAUCGACUUGAACUUGGGAAGGAUUGGGACUCUGCCACUAAGAAGUUGUUGGGUAUCGAGUUAAUCAGCACCAACUUUCCUCCAAGUAUUUAAUCACAGAAGACUUCUAUAAGAGUUAACUACUUUACUCAUUUUGCAAUUAUAAGACAAAUUACAGGAGUUCACUGCAUUAAUAGAGGAUAAUUUGAUUUUAUAUCUGUAUAAUUAUUAGGUAGUUUUAAUAUCCAGGAAAUUAACCAAAAAUAUGGAAAUUUGGGUUUUUUUCUUAUAUUAUCAAUAAGGACAGUAACUUUAAAUUUAAAUAUAGUGUUUUACUAAGAGUAAACAUAUACUGCAAUUCACUGUCUAAAACUCAAUAUCUAGCUUCUAUGUUAGAUAAUUUUUAAUUUAAGUUAACCAUUUUGCAGUGCUAAUGCUUUUAUAAUGUGUUUAAUAUAAAUUUGAUUUCUUCUAUAAACCUUAUCCACUUCUUUGGACCAGUAGCACUAUAUAAAAAAACUGUAAUGUAAUAAAGGAAUUACAUCAGCAAGGAAAUACUUCAAUACACUGAUGUCAAGAGGUAUAAGAAGCUGAAUAAUAAAAAGCAAAUAAACAUUUCAAGGUUUUCACUUAGGUAGUUAGAUAAUUCAUUCAGUUGAGUUUCUCAUCAAAAUGCAGCCAAAAGAAGCUGCGUAUCUGUGAUAAUGAUUAGGGGCAUAUGCCUCUCUCAUGUCAGCAAUCUGUGAAUCAUUAGAUGCCCAACUGCUUCUGGAUGUCCAGGUAGCAGCCUUUUCUUUCCAACACAGACAUUGCUACUUUUACCUAUAAAAAGAACAGGAGUACUUGUGGCACCUUAGAGACUAACAAAUUUAUUUGAGCAUAAAUUUGUUAGUCUGUAGCCUCAAAAAGAACAUGAGUACUUGUGGCACCUUAGAGACUAACACAGCUGCUAAUCUGAAACCUGUUACUUUUACCUGUGUCUUUGGCACCUUGUGGUUGGACUACUGCAAUGUGUUUUAAAUGAAGCUGCAUUUUAAGACAAUGUGGAAAAUACUGCAAACGCAGAAAAUGGUUAUCUGCAUUCACAGAGACAAUAUAAUGCUAAAAAUCUCACUUUGGUUUGAAAACUUUUUAUCUACUGUACAGUUGUUACAAUAAACACUUAAUGAUGAUUAAUCACUGAAA